Molecule: messenger RNA, 24398 nt
Organism: Lymnaea stagnalis (great pond snail)
Lineage: Eukaryota; Metazoa; Mollusca; Gastropoda; Lymnaeidae
Source: the annotation of a GenBank genome assembly
GAGAUAAGUGCCCUUUAAUAUCACAUUAGACGUCUUGUCAUGUGAUUGCCAAACUUUGAACAUUGAAACUUUUCUGUGGAGUUAACCAGCCUGUGGUGUACAAGCCAACCUUUGAACAUUGACACUUUUCUGUGGAGUUAACCAGCCAGUGGUGUACAAGCCAAACUUUGAACAUUGAAACUUUUCUGUAUGGUUAACCAGCCAGUGGUGUACAAGCCAAACUUUGAACAUUGAAACUUUUCUGUGGAGUUAACCAGCCAGUGGUGUACAAGCCAAACUUUGGAAAGUAAUUUACGAUAUAACUGUUCAAGAUUCACGCUACACGCAUACAAUUCUUUCAAAAAAAACCAACAACGUUGAUUUGGAUAACACGGCCGCUUAUAAAUUCUUUGAUGCACAGUAAGCUUAUUUUGUAUGUGCACAGUUUCCAUAAAUAGAUUGACCUAUGAACCGAAUUGUCUAUACCAAAUCAUCUGCGGUUUUUUUAUCAUAAAAAAUGUGAAUGACCGAUGUUAUGUAAAAAAAAAAUGCUUUUGAAAAUUAUUAAAAAUGCAUUUUUUCUUUUAUUCAAAACCUGUUCAGAUUCGUUUAUUAAAAAUUGAACAAUGGCCAUUUACAUCUCAAUCAUAUCGUCAACAUUUCAUUGUUUAAUCUCUCAAUGUAAAGACUACCACUAUAUAGACAUAUGACUAUAGAUAAAUGCCUCGUUUAUCUGUUAAGACGCAUGAUUAAAAGAGAUCAAGGUUGAACAGGUGAAUUUGAAAUUUUGGUUGGUAAUAAGGACAAUCGGGGGGGGGGGGCGUCGUGACCUUUUCCGCAUGGAAUAACAAACGUUUUAUUUAUUUAAUGAAGCUAUUUAAAAACGUAUGUGGUCCUCUAGCGAUAAAAGACAAUAGACAUAUGACUAUAGAUAAAUGCCUCGUUUAUCUGUUAAGACGCAUGAUUAAAAGAGAUCAAGGUUGAACAGGUGAAUUUGAAAUUUUGGUUGGUAAUAAGGACAAUCGGGGGGGGGGGCGUCGUGACCUUUUCCGCAUGGAAUAACAAACGUUUUAUUUAUUUAAUGAAGCUAUUUAAAAACGUAUGUGGUCCUCUAGCGAUAAAAGACCUUCAAAAACGUAUGUGGUCCCCUAGCGAUAAAAGACAUUUAAAAACGUAUGUGGUCCUCUAGCGAUAAAAGACAUUUAAAAACGUAUGUGGUCCUCUAGCGAUAAAAGACAUUUAAAAACGUAUGUGGUCCUCUAGCCAUAUAAGUCAUUUAUAAACGUAUGUGACCCUCAAAUGAUAUAAGACAUAUACACUUGGGUGGUCCGCAAGUAACAUAAGACAUUUAUAAAAUUAUGUGGUCCUCUAGCAAUAUAAGACAUUGAUAAACUUGUGUGGUCUUCUAGCCAGACAAGACAUUUAUGAAAUUGUUUGGUCAUCUGGAAAUAUAAGACUUUAAAUAAUUGUGUGGUUCACUUAAAUAAAAUACUUUAUAAACAUGUGUGGUCCUCAAGCAAUAUGAGACAUUUAUAUACUUGUAAGGUCCUCUAAUGAUAAAAGAUAUUUAUAUACUUGUGUAGUCCUCCAGCGAUAUAGGAAAGUAAUAUACUUUUGUGAUCCUCUAGCGAUGUAAGACAAUUACAGAGUUGGCUGUCCUCUAGAUAAGGGGGCCUGGACUAUGUUGUUGAUGAGUUAGGUUUUCCUCUAAUUAAUGGGUUAGGUUAUCAUCUAGUAAGUGGGUUAGGUUGUUAUCAAAUUAAUGGAUUAGGUUGUCAUCUAGUUAAAGAGUUACGUUGUCGUCAAAUUAAUGGAUUAGGUUGACAUCUAGAAAAUGGGUUAGGUUGCCCUUUAGUUAAUGGGUUAGGUUGUCCUCUAAUUAAUGGUUUAGGUUGUCAUCUAGUUAAUGGGUUAGGUUGUCCUCUAAUUAAUGGUUUAGGUUGUCAUCUAGUUAAUGGGUUACGUUAUCCUCUAAUUAAUGGUCUUAGGUUGUCCUCUAAUUAAUGGUUUAGGUUGUCAUCUAGUUAAUGGAUUAGCAUGUCAUCUAGUUAAUGGGUUAGGAUGUCAUCUAGUUAAUGUGUUAGGUGGUCCUCUAGUUAAUGGGUUAGGUUGUCAUCUAGUUAAUGGGUUAAGUGAUCCUCUAGUUAAUGGGUUAAGUUGUCCUCUAGUUAAUGGGUUAGGUUGUCCUAUAGUUAAUGGGCUAGGUUGUCCUCUAAUUAAUGGUUUAGGUUUGUCAUCUAGUUAAUGGUUUAGGUUGUCAUCUAGUUAAUGGGUUAGGUUGUCCAAUUGUUAAUGUUUUAUGUUGUCCUCUAGUUAAUUCGUUAGGUUUCCUCUAGUUAAUGGGUUGAGUCGUCCCCUUGUUAAUGGGUUAUGUUUUUCUAUAGUUAAUGUGUUAAGUUAUCCUCUAAUUAAUGAGUUAGGUUUUCCUCUAGUUAAUGGGUUAGUUUGUCCUCUAGUUUAUUGGUUAGAUUGUCCUCUAGUUAUGGUUUAGGUUUUCAUCUAGUUAAUGGUUUAGGUUGUCCUCUAAUUAAUGGGGCCUUGUUUAGUUUUUCGUUUUAGUUAAGGGGACUUAGGAAGUAGGCAACCACGUUUUGAGAUAAGUUAUCUCACAACACAUUUCUGUAUUCCCUUAGAGAAUGUGCAGUAGCUGGUUGAACUUUCUGACACCUGAUAAUUGGAGAUAAUGACGUCAUUGUAACGGUUCUUCUGUUCUGUUUGAAUCGCACUGAAACUUAAACACAUACUUGUCUUCUGUGGGUGAAAUGGAAACAAAAGAUGGCAAUCAAAAUGGUAAGAAAGACAAUGCCGACAAACUGGCAACUCGGGACAAUGGAGACAAAAAUCAGGACACUGUGACAUUCCGUAACACUGCAUACAACUCAGCUAACAAUGGUGGCUCGCCUAACAGCAAUCCAGAGCAGGUGGUUCUCAGUAAGUAUGAGAAGGGGGUUCAUGACGGAAGUGAUAUGGAGGCAGCCAUUAAAAAGACGAUAUCGCAAACGUGGCACGCACCGGAUGGUGGGUAAGUUAAACAUUUGAACUUUGAACUCUAUAAAAACUUUCAUUUUGCCAAAGGAUUGAGAGUUUGUAAUAAAUGUUAAUUGUCUGAACAUGUUACCAGUAAACCAAUAGUUAUAAUAUAUUACCAGUAAACCAACAUUUACAAUGUUAUCAAAAAACCAACAUUUAUAAUAUGUUACCAGUAAACCUCUCAGUUAGAUAUGGCUUGAUUUGAUAAUCUGAUAAUCUUUUAAUCCCUUAGAUAUUGCUGGGUGAUUGUUGUAAAUGGCAUGAUUAUCUUUUAAUUCCUCAGAUAUGGCUGGAUAAUUGUUGUAAGUGGCCUAAUUAUUAGCCUCAUCGUGGAUGGCCUGACGUAUACUUUCGGCCUUUUUCUGGGAGAUUUUGAAAGAGCCUUUAAUCAGCCAAAAAGUACAAUAGCGUUGGCCAGUUCACUGCAGGUCGGAAUCUACCUCAUGAUAGGUGAGCAAUGCUAUAUAUCUACGCCAUGAUAGAUAAGCAAUGUUAUAUAUCCACCUCGUAAUAGGUGAUCAAUGUUAUAUAUCCACCUCGUAAUAGGUGAUCAAUGUUGACUUUCGGAUUUUAGUUUAAAAAUAAUUAAAUAUUAUAUCUUUAUAGAAAUUCGGAAUGUAGUUUAGGAUUAGUGACUUUGUUAAUUUAAUGAAAGUUGAGAUUGUAAGUGACACUAUUAAAAUAGUUCCUGGUCAAUGCGUUUGUGUUGAAUCUUACUGCCUUCAUAAAUUGUAUAGAGAAAUGAAAUAAAUAUUUAUCAUAUAGUUUUUUCAUUGUUCGUGUUUUUUUUUCCAAAUAAUUACAAGUAAUUAAAUCAAAUAAAUUUAGACCAAAAUUUGAUUGCAAAAGCAAAAUGUUCUCAAUCAUUAUUUAUUGAAACACAUGUUUUACACAUAUUGAUAUGUAGCUUAGGUUUGAUUUACUGGAUAGAAGCGUUUGUGUUCAAACCAAUUAAAAACAACUAUCUUGUUACAGGACCUGUGGUCAGUGUGUUGACCAACCGCUUCGGAUGUCGGGCAAUCAUUAUUGCUGGCUCAUUGAUAGCUGGCCUUGCUUUCAUUGUUAGCUCAUGGAGUCCAAACGUGACAAUGUUGAUAUUGACCUACGGGGUUUUUGGAGGUUAGUCAUUUUAUGUUAGGGAAAAUGGUGGUAUGUCGCUGCACAAGAAAACCAUUUUUAACGGUGUAUUCUGUCUGGUAAGAGAUUGGACACCACUUUUUAUUUAUCUGUUGUGAAACUGGUUUAGGGUUAGUUUCAAGGAUAGAACAACUAUAUCUUUUAGACUUGAAGUGAAACUGGUUAGGGUUAGUUUCAAGGACAGAACAACAAUUUCUUUUGGGUUGACGUAAAACUUGUUAGGGUUAGGGUUAGUUUCAAGGACAGAACAACAAUUUCUUUUGGGUUGACGUAAAACUUGUUAGGGUUAGUUUCAAGGAUACAACAAGAAUUUCUUUUAGACUUGAUGUGAAACUUGUUAGGGUUAGGGUUAGUUUCAAGGAUAGAACAACAAAUUUCUUUUAGAUUUGAUGUGAAACUGGUUAGGGUUAGUUUCAAGGAUAGAACAAGAAUUUCUUUUAGACUUGAUGUUAAACUGGUUAGGGUAAGUUAUAAGGAUAGAACAACAAUUUCUUUUAGACUUGAUGUGAAACUGGUUAGGGUAAGUUAUAAGUAUAGAACAACAAUUUCUUUUAGACUUGAUGUGAAACUUGUUAGGAUUAGGGUUAGUUUCAAGGAUAGAACAGCAAUUUCUUUUAGACUUGGUGUAAAACUUGUCAAAAGACAAGAAAGAAGAGAAACGCUUAGACUGAAAAAAUGUAGUGUAGUUUCAUCUGCAAGCAUGAUUGUUGAGUGUCGGCUGUAAAAUAAGUUUAACCUUUCAUUGUUGAAGCCACUUGUAAGAUUAGCUUACUCUUUCAUUGUUGAUAUAGCUUUAAAAUUAAGUUAACCUUUUAUUAUUGAUCUCAGCUGUAAGAUUAGGUUACUCUUACAUUGAUCAUCUCAACUGUAAGUUUCGGUUACCCUUUCAUUAUUGAUCUCAGCUGUAAGAUUAAGUUUAUCCUUUUCAUUGCUGAUCUCAGCUGUAAGAUUAUUUUUCCCUUUCAUUGUUCAUCUCAGUUGUAAGAUUAAGUUUACACUUUCAUUGUUCAUCUCAGCUUUAAGAUUAGUUUACCCUGUCAUUGUUGAUCUCAGCUGUAAUAUUUGUCUUUUGGAAUUAGUCUUUGUGCGUGUUUGAUCAUACUGCUACAUUUUUUAUUAUAUUGGUAAAUGUUUGAUUACAUUGGUACAUGUUGCUUUUAUGUUUUCAUCAACUUUAAAAACUGUAUUUAAUUACGAAGAUGGCUCAUCAUAUACAGAGUGUAACAAUUUCUAAAAGCCAAAAGCUUAGCCUUCAAUAAUUAUGUAAUUAUUUGCUCCCACCUUAUUACAUAUUGUAGUCGAUAUUGUGUGUCUCCUAAAUGAUUGAAUAUGUUAUCAACAUUGUCAUCCUUAUCCAGGUAUUGGGUUUGGAAUGAUGUACCUCCCUUCAGUCGUGGCCGUCAGUGUCUACUUUGAACGCAAGAGGGCGCUGGCUACCGGUAUUUCUGUUUGCGGGUCUGGCAUCGGCACCUUCCUCCUGGCACCCAUCACUGAGAUCAUUCUGCACGAGUACAACUGGAGCUGGGCGCUACUUAUUCUAGGUGCCAUCAUCCUCAACGGUGUUGUGUUUGGGGCGUUAGUCCGACCUCUGGAUUUUAGAUUCAGUGAAAAGUUUUAUGAAGAGGAUAAUAACAAGAACAGUGUGAAGGUCAUCAAAGGGAAAGAGAUGGAAGGAAGAGUGGGCUUCCCUUCAAACGGGGACAAGGGGCCGGAACUGCAACCCUUGAUAACCGUUACAGACGAGAAGGAAGCAGAGAAGUUAAAUCAUGAGAAAAAGAAACAAAGAACAGACCUUCUCAAUGUACCUGGACGGGGAGAUCAAAUAUUUGCAUCCACACCUGACAUUGGCCAGGUAGGUAUCAACACCUGACAUUGGCCAGGUCUAGCCACUGUUGAAAGGGUCAUGAUUUCUUGGUCAAAUUUAAAAGGAUUGUUCAGGUUUUUUUCUUAAACUAUUUGCUAUAUUUUAAAAUGUCAUCAAAUUGUUAGAGAACAAUUUUAUAAAAAUUGCUUUACAUAGUCUUCAAAAAGUGGCAUUUUUUAAAGAGUGUACAUUAAAAUUCAUAAAUUUGAAAAGUGUCUAAAAAUGUACAUGAAUCUCGGAAACAACACAGAAUCAACAUUUACAGACGCAUUUUCUUGCUCAUUACUGUAGACUUACGAGAUUCAGCUUGGUGUAGAUCCACCAUUUCUUUCCUGUAGGCGCCUUGAUUAAAACAUAAACUAUUAACAUUCAACAUUGUAUCAAUAUUUCUUUUUAUAAAGUUAUCACAUUAAUCUAAUCUAAUGGUUCAUUUGUUUAAAUUGCUAAGAUUACCAUCGUUGUUUAAAUUAUUUAUGUUGACUACAGUUGCUCGUCAGCCAAAUCAUGUCUCCCGGUCUUUGGCCAAUUCUCGCGUGGUUUAUCAAUGAAUUGAAUGUUCAGCCUCUCUAAUUCUCUGGGUAAAAAUACUUUCUAAAAUUAACUUUUCUUACAUGUUUCCCUUCUGCUCCAGUAUCGGGAGGUUAGACUUCAUUCUAUGUUAGUUCAGGCGGUCUUAUAAUGUCUUAUACAGUCUUAUAAUGUCUUAUAAUGUUUUCGUAAUUUUCUUUUCAAAAAAUAAUAAUAUUUUAUAACCAUGAGUUAUUUUGGUGGGGGUUUUUUUUUAAGUCUGGGAGUCGGAAAAAUUCCACACCGAGUGUGACCUUCCACGCAGAUGACCACCAGCCUCGCUUGAGAUCUAACACAUUCGACGCUUCCCGAAAUACACCAGCACCGGAUACUUCCGAUGUACUCAACAGGUCACAGAAGUCGGGUUUAAAUAAAUCUCACACCAGCAUGGCGUCCAACAGGAGUCAAUCCCAUGCUCCAUUGGGUAAGUGGUUAUGUGAAAAGAUUAGGGUAAGUGGUUAGGGUAGGGGUUAGGGUAAGUGGUUAAGGUAAGUUAUGCAAGAAUUGAAGAAAAUGUGUUAUGUGUUUGUGGGCAGACUGGGAACGAAUUGGGGGAAAUGUGUUAUGUGUUUGUGGGCAGACUGGGAACGAAUUGGGGGAAAUGUGUUAUGUGUUUGUGGGCAGACUGGGAACGAAUUGGGGGAAAUGUGUUAUGUGUUUGUGGGCAGACUGGGAACGAAUUGGGGGAAAUGUGUUAGUAGGUGUAAAUAAUUUUGUGAUGAUGUAGAGGGGGGGGGGUGAAAUCGUCUUACGAAUCGUGACGUCAUUUAUGUUUGUCCCCAUAUUUCAAGAUACAAUGAUACACAUCGGAAGCUCAGUAUCAAAGAUAAGGACUAGGACAUUAAGGUCUAAUUAAUGUUGAUAGAUCUAUGAAGUGUCACUCUUGGAAAUUAAAGUCUAAUUAAUGGGGAUAUGGCAAUGAAUUAAUUUGCUGGGACAUUAAGGUCUAAUUAAUUGGGAUAGAUUUAUGAAGUGUCACUCUGGGACAUUAAGGUCUAAUUAAUGGGGAUAGAGCAAUGAAUUAAUUUGCUGGGACAUUAAGGUCUAAUUAAUUGGGAUAGAUCUAUGAAGUGUCACUCUGGGACAUUAAGGUCUAAUUAAUGGGGAUAGAUCUAUGAAGUGUUCUGCGCCAUUUAAUUCGUUCUGAACGAAAUGUAGUGUUGAAAUUGUAAAAUUAAAACUAUGUUUUAAAUACAUAAUUGGAAUUAAUGAGAAAAAAGUUUGUUUCAUUGCGAUAGAUGACAGCGCUUAGAUGGGAGCAUUGAAUGUGAUAGAUGACAGCGUUGAAUGCGAUAAAUGGCAGGAUUGAAUGCGAUAUAUGGUAGCACUGAAUGCGAUAUAUGGUAGCACUGAAUGCGAUAUUUGGCAGUACUGAAAAAUCAAAACAUUGUUUUUAAAAUGUGUUUAUAUGUGAAGAUAUUUUUAAUGGCUUAGAAUUAAAUGCGACUUGAGCGUGGAUACAUUAAAAUCUUAUGGUUUAUCCUUACUUCCAUUUCAACACUUUAGUUAUGUGUUUAAAACUUUUUUUCUAACAAUGUGCAUUGUCCACGUGUAAAGUGAUCACCUAUCUUAGUGUGCUGACCUAUCUUAAUGUGGUGACCUAUCUUAAUGUGGUGACCUAUCUUAAUGUGCUGACCUAUCUUAAUGUGCUGACCUAUCUUAAUGUGGUGACCUAUCUUAAUGUGCUGACCUAUCUUAAUGUGGUGACCUAUCUUAAUGUGGUGACCUAUCUUAAUGUGCUGACCUAUCUUAAUGUGCUGACCUAUCUUAAUGUGGUGACCUAUCUCAAUGUGGUGACCUAUCUUAAUGUGGUGACCUAUCUUAAUGUGCUGACCUAUCUUAAUGUGGUGACCUAUCUUAAUGUGCUGACCUAUCUUAAUGUGGUGACCUAUCUCAAUGUGGUGACCUAUCUUAAUGUGGUGACCUUUCUUAAUGUGCUGACCUAUCUUAAUGUUCUGACCUAUCUUAAUGUGGUGACCUAUCUCAAUGUGGUGACCUAUCUUAAUGUGGUGACCUAUCUUAAUGUGCUGACCUAUCUUAAUGUGGGGACCUAUCUUAAAGUGCUGACCUAUCUUAAUGUGGUGACCUAUAUUAAUGUGGUGACCUAUCUUAAUGUGCUGACCUAUCUUAAGGUGCUGACCUAUCUUAAUGUGGUGACCUAUCUCAAUGUGGUGACCUAUCUUAAUGUGCUGAUCUAUCUUAAUGUGUUGACCUAUCUUAAUGUGCUGACCUAUCUUAAUGCACUGACCUAUCUUAAUGUGCUGACCUAUCUUAAUGUGCUGACCUAUCUUAAUGUGCUAACCUAUCUUAAUGUGGUGACCUAUCUUAAUGUGGUGACCUAUCUUAAUGUGCUGACCUAUCUUAAUGUGCUGACCUAUCUUAAUGUGGUGACCUAUCUUAAUGUGGUGACCUAUCUUAAUGUGCUGACCUAUCUUAAUGUUCUGACCUAUCUAUUUUGCAUGUUCCAAAUUUCAGGUCUUGCUUUUGUCAGUCUCUCGGACAUGCAGCUGAAUAAAAUACGAGAUGAAGUUCACGCGCCGGUAGGCCGGAAGGACAUUCACCUGUCCGGUACACUAGCCGAGCCCACCUGGGACAUUGACCUGCCCGGGGGCGGGGUUCCAGAUGGACUGGUCAUACAAAGCAUUGAGUGAGUGGACAUGGGAUCGGGAGUGGACAUGGGAUCGCGAGUGGACAUGGGAUCGGGAGUGGACAUGGGAUCGGGAGUAGAAUGGGAUGGGGAGUGGACAUGGGAUCAGUAGUAGACAUGGGAUCGAGAGUGGACAUGGGAUCCAGAGUGGACAUGAGAUCGGGAGUGGACUUGGGAUCGGGAGUUGACAUGGGAUCGGGUGUGGACAUGGGAUCGAGAGUGGACAUGGGAUCGGGAGUGGACAUGGGAUCGAGAGUGGAAUGGGAUGGGGAGUGGACAUGGGAUCAGUAUUAGACAUGGGAUCGAGAGUGGACAUGAGAUCGGGAGUGGACAUGGUAUUCAGAGUGGACAUGAGAUCUAGAGACCGACCGAAUGUGAUUUUCUAAUUUCGGCCGAAGCCGAAAAUAGGCCGAAAGUUUAAAAUGACUUUCGGUCGAAACCAAAAAAAUGCCGAAAGUUUAAAAAUGGCUUUCGGCCGAAACCGAAAAAAGGCCGAAAGUUACAACUAAAUUUUGGCCGAAACCGAAGCCGAAACCGAAGCCGAAACCAAAAAUGGAAUAUUAAUAUAUUUUGAAAUUCGUUCCCGCAUACAUUCUGCAUACAUCGAAAAUGAUGUGGGAAAGUAUAAAUAUUUACAUUCUUUUUAUAAAAAAAUUAGAUAUCGUGAAUAUUAAUAAAUAAACAUCUAAUAUAGGGGUCUCAAACUCGCGGCCCGCGAGCCAUUUGUGACCCGCAAGACGAUAUUUUGCGGCCCGCUACAUGACAGAAAAGUUUAGUGUAAAUGCGCCGGCGCGUUUCCCCCAUUCUCAUAUCUAUAACGUGACUCUCCGCGACGGUUUCAGUCGAAUCUCACCGAUUAGUCUAAUUCUGAUUUUUUAUAUUUUUUAAAAAUGUUUCUAUAUAUUUUUGUGUGCCCGGUCUCUGGCAACAGUGAGUAGUUCUUGAGAACCCUUAAUGAUUUUAUUGUUAUUUAUAUAGGUUGAACAGAUUGCAACUGUCGUAAUCGCUUUUUUUGUGGAUUACUUGAUGCGGCCCACUCUCAUUCAGACACUACCUCCUGUGCCCCCCUCGUCCCAUGAUUUGAGUUUGAGACGCUUUAUCUAAUGAACACUUUGGAUUUUACCAUUUUAAUAUAAAAGUAAUUUAAAUUGCUUUACAAUUUUUUUUUAAAUUAGUACGGUAGGAGAAAAUUUGGCUAAAAUUGGGGGGGGGGAGGAGGGGAAAUUAAUGCAAAAUAUAAUUUUUUUAAACAGGGUCUCUAAAAAAUUUGGUUCUAAAAGAUCGCUUAAUUUUUUUUUAAAGAUCGUUUAGUUGGUUGUUAUUGAUCGGUUAGUUUGUUCUUAAUGAUCGGUGAGUUUGUUGUUAAUGAUCGUUUAGUUUGUUGUUAAAGAUCGUUUAGUUUGUUGUUAAAGAUCGCUUAGUUUGUUGUUAAAGAUCGUUUUGGUUGUUCUUAAAGAUCGCUUAGUUUGUUGUUAAAGAUUGUUUAGUUUGUUGUUAAAGAUCGUUUAGUUUGUUGUUAAGAAUCGUUUAGUUUGUUGUUAAAGAUCGCUUAGUUUGUUGUUAAAGAUUGUUUAGUUUGUUCUUAAAGAUCGCUUAGUUUUUUGUUGAAGAUCUUUUAGUUUGUUAAUAAAGAUCGCUUAGUUUGUUGUUAAAGAUCGCUUAGUUUGUUGUAAAGAUCGCUUAGUUUUUUCAUAAAGAUCGCUUAGUUUGUUCUUAAAGAUAAUUAAUUUUGUUCCUUAAGAUCGCUUUGUUUGUUCUUAAAGAUCUUUUAGUUUGUUCCUAAAGAACAUUUAGUUUUCUGUUAAAGAUCGCUUAGUUUAUUCUUAUAAAUCAUUUAGUUUACUAAUUAAAGAUCAUUUGUUUUGUUCUUAAAGAUCAUUUAGUUCGGUCUUAAAAAUCAUUUAGUUUGUUCUAUUAGAGCGUUUAGUUUGUUAUUAAAGAUCGCUUAGAUAGUUCUUAAAGAUCGCUUAGUUUGUUUUAAAGAUCGUUUAGUUUGUUCUUAAAUGUCCCUUAGUUUGUUGUUAAAUAUCGCUUUCGCUGAGUAUUAAAAUGAAAUCCGGCCGAAAGUCUAAGUCAGUUUCGGCCGAAACCGAAGAAAAACCGAACGUUAACUUUUCUCUUUCGGCCGAAACCGAAAUUAAGCCGAAAUUUAACUUUUCAGUUUCGGCCGAAACCGAAACUUGGCGAAAGUGAUAAAAUGGCCACUUUCGGCGCCGAAACCGAAGCCGAAGCCGAAAUUCGGUUGGUCUCUAAUGAGAUCGGGAGUGGACAUGGGAUCGGGAGUUGACAUGGGAUCGGGAGUGGACAUGGGAUCGGGAGUGGACAUGGGAUCGAGAGUGGAUAUGGGAUCGGGAGUGGACAUUGGAUUCAGACUGGACAUGGGAUCGGACUGUUUAGAUUUCUUCAAAGGUUUUUCAUCUUGAUAUAAGAGAUAAAAUAAUUCAUGGCUUUAUCUAUAAGGACGAGAAUCUUUUCAAGAGACAGUGUAAUGCAAGUGGACAGUGGACGAUGGUCAAGGGCCGAUGUUUUAUAUACGAUUGAUAGGGGACUUCUAUUAAUUUAUCAAACUAAAAAUAAGGAGACUUUCAAGCUAAACAUAUGAAACAAAAAACUGUCGUCCCACAUUUCAAAUUAGAAUGACAUGUUUUAUCCAUCAUAUUUCUACGUCCCCCGUGAAGGUCAGGGUAUCAUAUUUCUACGUCCCCGGUGAAGGUCAGGGUAUCAUAUUUCUACGUCCCCGUGAAGGUCAGGGUAUCAUAUUUCUACGUCCCCGGUGAAGGUCAGGGUAUCAUAUUUCUACGUCCCCGGUGAAGGUCAGGGUAUCAUAUUUCUACGUCCCCGGUGAAGGUCAGGGUAUCAUAUUUCUACGUCCCCGGUGAAGGUCAGCGUAUCAUAUUGCUACGUCCCUGAUGAAUAAGGUCAGGGUACGCCCCGAGGACAGGGUAUCUACAUCCCUGAUGAAGAAGGUCUGGGUAUCCUAUUGCUACGCUCCUGAUGGAGAAGGUCAGGGUACGCCCCGAGGUCAGGGUAUCUACGUCCCUGAUGAAGAAGGUCUGGGUAUCCUAUUGCUACGCUCCUGAUGGAGAAGGUCAGGGUACCAUUUUGCUACGCUCCUGAUGAAGGAGGUCAGGGUACCAUUUUGCUACGCUCCUGAUGAAGGAGCUCAGAAUACUAUUUUGCUACGCUCCUAAUGAAGGAGGUCAGGGUACCAUUGUGCUACGCUCCUGAUGAAGGAGGUCUGGGUUUACGAUUGCCCCAAGGGUAUAACUAUGAUGACAUUAUAAUGACACAUUGAUAGAGCUUGUGGUGGAAGCUAUUUUAAGAUGUUGCUAGAAAUGUUAGGCUACACAUCUCUGAUAAAAAUGUUAGGCUACACAUCUCUGAUAAAAAAUGUUAGGCUACACAUCUCUGAUAAAAAAUGUUAGGCUACACAUCUCUGAUAAAAAAGGUUAGGCUACACAUCUCUGAUAAAAAAUGUUAAGCUACACAUCUCUGAUAAAAAAUAUUAGGCUACACAUCUCUGAUAAAAAUUUUAGGCUACAUUAUGUUCUGGUCGCAUGACCAAUAAGUGUCACUUUGAUUAUAUCGAUCAAAAUAAUCUAUGCCAAGUUGUUAAUAGAAUAUGAUAUUACAGAGUUAUGCCCAGCAAAAAAGUUACGGGGAUCUGGGCAUGUCUACCAGACUCAGCCAGGGACACAAUAGAAGAGAUGUUGGACAUAAGUAUAUUGAAGGUAAUCAUUCAGUUUAGCCUAUCUCUCUGCCUGUCUCUUUCUAUGUGUGUGUGUGUGUGUGUCUCUCUGUCUAUACCUUUGUCUCUCUCUAUCUCUCUCUCUCUCUCUCUCUGUCUCUCUCUCUCUCUCUCUUUCUCUCACAAUCCAUUUCUCCCAUUUAAGCUCUUUCUUUCUCUCUUUCUCUCUUCAUUUUUCUCUCGCUAUCCUAUACACACAAUUUUCCUCUAAUACUGUAUGUCUUUUUAUCUAUGUUUCCUUCUCUCCGUGUCUGUUUCUGGUUCCUCUAUAUUUCCUUAUUUCCCUUCCUAUCUUAAUUUCUCAAAAUCUAUCAAUUCACUUAAAAUUGUUAUUGCUCAUUCCACUCUGAUUUUGGUAAACAUGUCAUAUUUUGUUUCUUUGUCUUUAUCUCCAUCUCUAUGUCCUAGGUCAAAAUUUCUCUUUCUCUCCUCUUUCUCAAUAACUUUUUUGUCAAUCCCUUUUAAAAUCUCUCCUUAGCUGAUAGUUUUCUUUACUCUCUCCCCUUCUCCUCUCUCUCUCUCUUUUUUUCUCUCUCUCUCUCUCUAUUUCUCUCUCUUAUGUCUAUAUCUAUUUCUACUGUGUAUGUGUUGCUUGUCAUUAGCUUUAAUAUCAACUGUCCCCAAUGCUAUACUGUGUCUGUGUUGUUUGUCAUAGCAAAUCAGCUCUAACAUCCAUUAUCCCAUAUGUUAUACUGUGUCUGUGUUGUUUGUCAUGGCCAAUUAGUUCUAACACCCAUUGUCCCCAAUGUUAUACUGUGUCUGUGUUGUUUGUCAUAGCAAAUUAGCUCUAACAUCCAUUAUCCCCAAUGCUAUACUGUGUCUGUGUUGUUUGUCCUGGCCAAUUAGUUCUAACACCCAUUGUCCUCAAUGUUCUACUGUGUCUGUGUUGUUUGUCAUGGCCAAUUAGUUCUAACACGCAUUAUCCUCAAUGUUCUACUGUGUCUGUGUUGUUUGUCAUGGCCAAUUAGUUCUAACACCCAUUGUCCUCAAUGUUCUACUGUGUCUGUGUUGUUUGUCAUGGCCAAUUAGUUCUAACACCCAUUGUCCUCAAUGUUCUACUGUGUCUGUGUUGUUUGUCAUGGCCAAUUAGUUCUAACACCCAUUGUCCUCAAUGUUCUACUGUGUCUGUGUUGUUUGUCAUGGCCAAUUAGUUCUAACACCCAUUGUCCCCAAUGUUAUACUGUGUCUGUGUUGUUUGUCAUGGCCAAUUAGUUCUAACACCCAUUGUCCCCAAUGUUAUACUGUGUAUGUGUUGUUUGUCAUGGCCAAUUAGUUCUAACACCAAUUGUCCUCAAUUUUCUACUGUGUCUGUGUUGUUUGUCAUAGCAAAUUAGUUCUAACACCCAUUGUCCUCAAUGUUCUACUGUGUCUGUGUUGUUUGUCAUGGCCAAUUAGUUCUAACCCCCAUUAUCCUCAAUGUUCUACUGUGUCUGUGUUGUUUGUCCUGGCCAAUUAGUUCUAACAGCCAUUGUCCUCAAUGUUCUACUGUGUCUAUGUUGUUUGUCCUGGCCAAUUAGUUCUAACCCCCAUUGUCCUCAAUGUUCUACUGUGUCUGUGUUGUUUGUCCUGGCCAAUUAGUUCUAACACCCAUUGUCCUCAAUGUUCUACUGUGUCUGUGUUGUUUGUCAUGGCCAAUUAGUUCUAACACCCAUUGUCCUCAAUGUUCUACUGUGUCUGUGUUGUUUGUUUUGGCCAAUUAGUUCUAACAUCCAUUGUCCUUAAUUUUCUACUGUGUCUGUGUUGUUUGUCAUGGCCAAUUAGUUCUAACACCCAUUGUCCUCAAUGUUAUACUGUGUCUGUGUUGUUUGUCAUGGCCAAUUAGUUCUAACACCCAUUGUCCUCAAUGUUCUACUGUGUCUAUGUUGUUUGUCAUGGCCAAUUAGUUCUAAAACCCAUUGUCCUCAAUGUUCUACUGUGUCUGUGUUGUUUGUCAUGGCCAAUUAGUUCUAACACCCAUUGUCCUCAAUGUUCUACUGUGUUUGUGUUGUUUGUCCUGGCCAAUUAGUUCUAAUACCCAUUGUCCUCAAUGUUCUACUGUGUCUAUGUUGUUUGUCAUGGCCAAUUAGUUCUAACACCCAUUGUCCUCAAUGUUCUACUGUGUCUGUGUUGUUUGUCAUGGCCAAUUAGUUCUAACACCCAUUGUCCUCAAUGUUCUACUGUGUCUGUGUUGUUUGUCAUGGCCAAUUAGUUCUAACACCCAUUGUCCUCAAUGUUCUACUGUGUCUGUGUUGUUUGUCAUGGCCAAUUAGUUCUAACACCCAUUGUCCCCAAUGUUAAACUGUGUCUGUGUUGUUUGUCCUGGCCAAUUAGUUCUAACCCCCAUUGUUCUCAAUGUUCUACUGUGUCUGUGUUGUUUGUCCUGGCCAAUUAGUUAUAACACCCAUUGUCCUCAAUGUUCUACUGUGUCUGUGUUGUUUGUCCUGCCCAAUUAGUUCUAACACCCAUUGUCCUCAAUGUUUUACUGUGUCUGUGUUGUUUGUCAUGGCCAAUUAGUUCUAACACCCAUUGUCCUAAAUGUUCUACUGUAUCUGUGUUGUUUGUCCUGGCCAAUUAGUUAUAUCACCCAUUAUCCUCAAUGUUCUACUGUGUCUGUGUUGUUUGUCCUGGCCAAUUAGUUCUAACACCCAUUGUCCUCAAUGUUCUACUGUGUCUGUGUUGUUUGUCAUGGCCAAUUAGUUCUAACACCCAUUGUCCUCAAUGUUCUACUAUGUCUGUGUUGUUUGUCCUGGCCAAUAAGCUCUAACACCCAUUGUCCCCAAUGUUAUACUGUGUCUGUGUUGUUUGUCAUAGCAAAUCAGCUCUAACAUCCAUUAUCCCCAAUGCUAUACUGUGUCUGUGUUGUUUGUCAUGGCCAAUUAGUUCUAACCCCCAUUGUCUUCAAUGUUCUACUGUGUCUGUGUUGUUUGUCCUGGCCAAUUAGCUCUAACACCCAUUGUCCCCAAUGUUAUACUGUGUCUGUGUUGUUUGUCAUAGCAAAUCAUCUCUAACAUCAAUUAUCCCCAAUGCCAUACUGUGUCUGUGUUGUUUGUCCUGGUUAAUUAGUUCUACUCCCCAUUGUCCUCAAUGUUCUACUGUGUCUGUGUUGUUUGUCAUGGCCAAUUAGUUCUAACACCCAUUGUCCUCAAUGUUCUACUGUGUCUGUGUUGUUUGCCCUGGCCAAUUAGUUCUAACACCCAUUGUCCUCAAUGUUCUACUGUGUCUGUGUUGUUUGUCCUGGCCAAUUAGUUCUAACCCCCAUUGUCCUCAAUGUUCUACUGUGUCUGUGUUGUUUGUCCUGGCCAAUUAGUUCUAACACCCAUUGUCCUCAAUGUUCUACUGUGUCUGUGUUGUUUGUCCUGGCCAAUUAGUUCUAACACCCAUUGUCCUCAAUGUUCUACUGUGUCUGUGUUGUUUGUCAUGGCCAAUUAGUUCUAACACCCAUUGUCCUCAAUGUUCUACUGUGUCUGUGUUGUUUGUCCUGGCCAAUUAGUUCUAACACCCAUUGUCCUCAAUGUUCUACUGUGUCUGUGUUGUUUGUCAUAGCAAAUCAGCUCUAACAUCCAUUAUCCCCAAUGCUAUACUGUGUCUGUGUUGUUUGUCAUGGCCAAUUAGUUCUAACACCCAUUGUCCUCAAUGUUCUACUGUGUCUGUGUUGUUUGUCAUGGCCAAUUAGUUCUAACACCCAUUGUCCCCAAGUUUCUACUUUGUCUGUUUUGUUUGUCCUGGCCAAUUAGUUCUAACACCCAUUGUCCCCAAUGUUCUACUGUGUCUGUGUUGUUUGUCCUGGCCAAUUAGUUCUAACACCCAUUGUCCCCAAUGUUCUACUAUGUCUGUGUUGUUUGUCAUGGCCAAUUAGUUCUAACCCUAACAUUGUCCUCAAUGUUCUACUCCCAGGACAGGCGAUACUGGUUUGUCUUACUUGGUAACUUCACUUGUAUGCUGGGCUUCUAUGUUCCAUUUGUCUAUGUCCCAGAGAGGGCACUGCUGUUGGGCAUUGGAGACGAGCAGGCUGCCUUUCUCCUUUCAAUCAUUGGUGAGUAGAAGGGGCAUCGUGCACAAGCGUAGGGCACUCUUUAAAACAUGCAUGUCUUGUAGUCAACCCCAUGCACUCUUUACAACAAAGAUGUCUUGUAGAUAAUUCAAUGCACUCUUUACAACAAAGAUGUCUUGUAGAUAAUUCAAUGCACUCUUUACAACAAAGAUGUCUUGUAGAUAAUUCAAUGCACUCUUUACAACAAAGAUGUCUUGUAGAUAAUUCAAUGCACUCUUUACAACAAAGAUGUCUUAUAGAUAAUUCAAUGCACUCUUUACAACAAAGAUGUCUUGUAGACAAACCGACGGGAACCAAGAUUUGAAACUGUUAAAUUGUCUAAAUAUUAAAAAUAACAAAAGGGAUAGGGCAUGCUUUCAUUAAACUAAAUCUGUCGCAUAUUUCAUAAACAUGUGCUGGGGUUCACCUGACGUAGAGGUCUUCCAUUGCCAUGUUUGUAUCCAUAGCAACAGGCCUGCACAACAAAUGGCCCCGCGAAGUAACGAAAUAUUCUUUUUAUUAUUUUUUCAUUAAUAGUUUUCCCCCUGUUUUUUUUUCCGCCCCAUCAAGUUUUUUUUUUUUAUAAGGUAUUAAAACAGUACGGCCCGCAAAGGUUUUCAUAAAACAGUACGGCCCGCAAAGGUUUUCAUAAAACAGUACGGCCCGCAAAGGUUUUCAUAAAACAGUACGGCCUGUUUAGGUUUUCAUAAAACAGUACGGCCCGCAUAGGUUUUCAUAAAACAGUACGGCCCGCACAGGUUUUCUUAAAACAGUACGGCCCGCACAGGUUUUCAUAAAACAGUACGGCCCGCACAGGUUUUCAUAAAACAGUACGGCCCGCACAGGUUUUCAUAAAACAGUACGGCCCGCACAGGUUUUCAUAAAACAGUACGGCCCGCACAGGUUUUCAUAAAACAGUACGGCCCGCACAGGUUUUCAUAAAACAGUAUGGCCUGCCUUACAUUUUGAGUUGUGCAGAUCUGCAUUACAACAUUGAUUGUCUGUUUAUAGAGCUCUUCCUUUACCGCGUGCGUAUCCGUUACAAUAUUUUGGCUUAAAUGAUACAGCUUUACGUGUAACUAGUAACGAUUAUACCAAAUACAACUUGCAUUCAUACUCGAAUGUAUAAUGUCAUUAAAAUAGUAUCGAUACCCACGCAAUACCACAUAAUAAUUUAAUGUUUACCACAUACUACUUCCAUCCAUGUUUACCACAUAAUAGUGCCAUGUUUACCACAUAAUACUUCUAUGUUUACCACAUAAUACUUCCAUGUUUACCACAUAAUAGUUCUAUGUUUACCACAUAAUAUUUCUAUGUUUACCACAUAAUACGUCUAUGUUUACCACAUAAUACUUCUAUGUUUACCACAUAAUACUUCCAUGUUUACCACAUAAUAGUUCCAUGUUUACCACAAAAUACUUCUAUGUUUACCACAUAAUGCUUCAUGUGUAACCACUCACAGCGUAUCGAUUCCUAAAGGUAUCACCAACACGAUCGGGCGAGUUGCCACUGGCAUCGUCAUCCACUUUUCACAGAUCAACGCUGCACUGGUCACCAUAGUCGCCCUUUGUCUGUGUGGUCUGAUGACCAUCGUCUGCCCACUGUGUCACUCAUACGGGGCAUUAGCAGCGGUGUCCGCCAUCUUUGGCUUGUGCGUUGGUAAGUCUCAUCUAGGUCCACAUUAUGAUAAGUGACAUGCCGCUGAACAUCCGGUCUAGUUCCUACGGCAACUAUCUUCUAAUACCAUACAAAUAAACUAUUCAAUGUUAAAAUUUGGUAAUUGUGGUUAUCAUCUUAUUGUUGGAAAUAUAUAAGUUGACCAAGAAACUCGCAGAAUCGUGUUAUAGACUUGAAACUGUUACGUCACAUAGGAUUGUGUUAUAGCCUUGAAACUGUUAUAUCACAUAGGAUUGUGUUAUAGACUUGAAACUGUUAAUUCACAUAUGAUUGUGUUAUAGACUUGAAACUGUUAUAUCACAUAGGAUUGUGUUAUAGACUUGAAACUGUUAUAUCACAUAGGAUUGUGUUAUAGACUUGAAACUUUUACGUCACAUAGGAUUGUGUUAUAGACUUGAAACUGUUAAGUCACAUAUGAUUGUUUUAUAGACUUGAAACUGUUAUAUCACAUAGGAUUGUGUUAUAGACUUGAAACUGUUAUAUCACAUAGGAUUGUGGUAUAGACUUGAAACUGUUAUAUCACAUAGGAUCGUGUUAUAGACUUGAAACUGUUAUAUCACAUAGGAUUGUGUUAUAGACUUGAAACUUUUACGUCACAUAGGAUUGCGUUAUAGACUUGAAACUGUUAUGUCACAUAGGAUUGUGUUAUAGUCUUGAAACUGUUAUGUCACAUAGGAUUGUGUUAUAGACUUGAUACUGUUAUAUGACAUAGGAUUGUGUUAUAGACUUGAAACUGUUAUAUCACAUAGGAUUGUGUUAUAGACUUGAAACUGUUAUAUCACAUAGGAUUGUGUUAUAGACUUGAAACUGUUAUAUCACAUAGGAUUGUGUUAUAGACUUGAAACUGUUAUAUCACAUAGGAUUGUGUUAUAGACUUGAAACUGUUAUAUCACAUAGGAUUGUGUUAUAGACUUGAAACUGUUAUAUCACAUAGGAUUGUGUUAGAGACUUGAAACUUUUACGUCACAUCACAUAGGAUUGUGUUAUAGACUUGAAACUGUUACGUCACAAAUUGCUUUGUCCCACAGCCGCCUACAUUUCUAUGUGUUCAAUUCUGCUGUGUGACCUUCUGGGGGUCAGCAAACUCACCAACGCCUUUGGGUUUGUAAUCUUGUUUAGGGGCAUCGCCUGUGUCAUAGGUCCACCCAUGGCAGGUUAGUACACUACAUGCCUCAUAACAUUUAUUAAUGUAGGUCCACCCAUGGCAGCUUAGUACACAACAUGCCUUCUAACAUUUAUAAAAGUGAUUAUAAUUUUGAACUCAAUUCUUCAAUUUCUACAUUUUUAAACACCAGCCAUUUCUCCAACUUGUAGAUUCGCAUUUUUUUUUUUAAAUAUUGUUUUUAUAUUUUAACAUUUGUUUAUUAGAACUUUUAGAAUAAAUGAUGAUUUAUUGUUUAGAACUUUCAGAAUAAAUGAGGAUUUUUUUUUUUUUUUGCAUUCAUAUUGCGUGUGUUUGUAUUGAUGGUAUUGUUUGUAAAAGUAUUUGAUAAUCAAGAACUGUUUGUUAGACCCAGUGAUGACGCCAGCACUCCUUUAGCUAAUGCUCACAUUUGUCAUUGUCAAACUAAUUUUGAUCAAUUAUUGUCAUGUCAAGUCCAGCGUUUUUCUGGCUCAUAAUAUUGAUUUUCUCAUUCCAGGUGCCAUUAUUGACUCCACUGGGGAGUUCGAUCAAGCUUUCUUUGUAGGUGGCGCCAUGAUCGUGAUAGGUGGGUUGUGCCACCUCAUGCUCUACAUACCAUGCAUUAGGAAUUACAAAAAGCUUAAUUUGGCCUAAUUCUUUGAUAAUGGCUUUUAAUAGCUCACCAUAGGACCAAUGUGGCUUGUAAUAGUCCAGCAUAGGACCAAUGUGGCUUUUAAUAGUCCAGCAUAGGACCAAUGUGGCUUGCAUAUUUAACAACUACUGAAACGACAGUGUCUACUUGAGGAUUUGUUUCAAUUUAACACCGGAAGUUGUGCUGAUUGGGCCAAUGAUUUAAAAGACUGCCAUAACAAAGGGAAUUAACUGUGGUUUGUGAAACUUGUUCAAAAGAAUGGGAUUGCAAAGGAAGAUAAAAGAUUUGCUAUUUAAAAAAAUCCCUUUCCAGAAUUUAAUUUUUUUUAAUUGAAAUGUAAGCCAAUGCAUUCUCAGCACCUUGUCAAUAUUUAGUGCUGUUUUAUUUGUAUACCUAUUUUGUAUACCUAUUUUGUAUAGGCUACCUAUUUUGUAUACCUAUUUUGUAUACCUAUUUUGUAUACCUAAAACAAAAGCCAAAAAUACAGGCAGAUCAGCGAGAAGAGCGAAAUAAAUUUAGAUUUUAUUUAGUUAAGUGUGAGUGGGAAAAAAUUAACUCAGUCGAUAUAUGUUUGUUUUUUUUAAAUUUAAAUUAAAUAGUUUGACAGAGUCUUAAAUAUAUUUGAUAUUGUUUAAAUGAUGCUUAAAUAAGUUGACUCCAUCUUACAGAAGGGGACUCCAUCUUAAAUAAGGCAACUUUAUCUUCAAUAAGUUAGCUCCAAAUUAAAGAAGGUAACUCUAUCUUAAAUACGUUGACUCCAAAUUAAAUAAAGUGACACCAUCUGAAAGAAUGUGAAUCAAAAAUGAUGUGGGGAAAAAUAUGAUAUUUUUGUAUUAUGAGGGAAGCUGAACCAUUUGUUCACGGCUCAAUUUCUUUGUGUACAUCUAAAACAUCCAGAUGUAUGUCUAGAAAAGGCGGCCCACAAAGAUACAUCGUAUGUGGAUACAUAAAUUUAUCAGUACACAGUUAAAUGUGUUAUAUGGUGUCAUUGUGCACAUAUAUUGCUCACUCUACCACUUAAAUUGAAAAAGGGCUAAUAAAUUAGAGAGGUGUUAAAGUUAAAGAUAUAAAAGUAAGAAUUACUGUCUAACACAGACAAGUAAAUGUAACAAUGUGAAAAAAAGACUGUGUGUGACACAGAGAAGGAGCUGUAAAGAUGUGAAAGAAAGACUGUGAGAUGCAGACACGGAUCUGUAAAGAUGUGAAAGAAAGAUUGUGUGACACAGAGAAGGAGGUGUAAAGAUGUGAAAGACAGACUGUGAGAUGCAGACACGGAUCUGUAAAGAUGUGAAAGACAGAUUGUGUGACACAGAGAAGGAGCUGUAAAGAUGUGAAAGAAAGACUGUGAGAUACAGACACGGAUCUGUAAAGAUGUGAAGGACAGAUUGUGUGACACAGAGAAGGAGCUGUAAAGAUGUGAAAGGCAGACUGCGUGACACAGAGAAAGAGAUAAGCCAAAACUAUUACUCUAAUUAUUGUUACCAUUGAGAUUAUUGUCAUUUCGUUCACCCCACACAUUUUAAACCCUUUUAAAUGUAUUUGAAGAGAGAUUUUUGAAUAUUUUUUGUAACUUUAGUAACACUUGUAUUGUUUCAGCUUAUUGGAACUAAUUCUGUCAAUGUUUUACUUUACUAAUUCUGUCAAUGUUUUACUGUACUAUUUCUGUCAAUGUUUUACUGUACUAUGUCUGUCAAUGUUUUAUUGUACUAAUUCUGUCUAUGUUUUUACUGUACUAAUUAGGUCUAAGUUUUACUGUACUAAUUCUGUCAAUGUUUUACUGUACCAACAGCACCAAAGGAUUCAUUCCAUAACAGAUUACUUACUUUAAGAAAGUACUGACAGCACCAAAGGACUCAUUCCAUAGACAGAUUACUUACUUUAACAAAGUACUGACAGCACCAAAGGACUCAUUCCAUAGACAGAUUACUUACUUUAACAAAGUACUGACAGCACCAAAGGACUCAUUCCAUAGACAGAUUACUUACUUUAACAAAGUACCGACAGAACCAAGGGACUCAUUCCAUAUACAGAUUACUUACUUUAACAAAGUACCGACAGCACCAAAGGACUCAUUCCAUAGACAGAUUACUUACUUUAACAAAGCACCGACAGCAUCAAAGGACUUAAUUCCCUGCUUUAUUCUCUGCAUGUUUCACACAUUUUAGGUCUAACUUUUCCUUUGUAUCAAAUGCAUGUAUUAUUUUAUUAUUUUAUUCUUAUCAUUUCAUUUGUCUUUCACAUCUCAGCUGUGAGGUAUUUCAUCUUACAGCUGUGAUGCCUUUCACAUCUCAGAUGUGAUGUCUUUCACAUUUCAGCAGAGAUAUCUUUCACAUCUCAACUGGUAGGUCUUCCAGAACCAACAUGAGAUUAUAUUUUAAGGACAAGAAUGGGAUCAUACACUACAAUCAAGUUGGUUUCAGUCCAUAAAAAUGUAUGUAGCUGUGAUAUCCACAUUAGGUGUUGUUGAUGGUUAAUAAUAUAUUAUGCAUUCAAUAUUAUUAUAAUUUUUGAAAAUUAAUUUUUAAAGUGUGUAAUACAUAAAUAAUGAAUACAAACAGUUGUUAUUAUUUAAAGGAACACUCUUCAAAUUAUAUUUAUGUAUAUCAUUUUUUCAUUUUUUUAAGUGUGUAUUGUUAUUUCCAAACUAUUGGUUUAUUUUGUUUAAGUUGAUUUACUUCCUGUACUGUAUUGUUUAUGUAGAUCUUUGUGUUAUUUUAUUCAUUAUUUACAUUUCUGUAUAUCGUUAAUGUUUAUAUUAUUGAUAGAUAUCACUCUAUAGAGGAGGCUUUCAUUGUAAGCAUGCUCACUGGCUUAUUAGUGAUAUCAGCCAUCAUGGUAAACAAAUGCUGUGAAGCAUAUACAAAAGUCUUUGGCAUAUUAUAAUUGUUGGAACAUAUCAUAAUUGUUGGAACAUAUUAUAAUUGUUGGAACAUAUCUAAUUGUUGAAACAUUAUAUGAAAAAUGGUUGGUGUAUCAUUUGCUAGCUGGAGUACAUUAUUUUAAAAGAAAAAUAUUAACAUUGAAGUGAUUGCCAUCACUGGUUCAAUAUAUGCAUCCGAUAGUUAUUAGUACAUUAGUUCUUAUGGUCAUACUAUUAUAUCUACAAAAUAAACAAGGGGUCAUCUUUAUAAAUAAGAAUUUUGAAUUGUAUUGAAAUUAAGUAGUUACAAUUAACCAUAAGGAACAAUUUGUACAUUAAGGCAUGGAUUAAAUUAUUUUAUAAAUUCAAAUCUGUCCUUUUGAAUGAAACAUAUACAAGUGGAAUCAUCCCGGUGCUUUCAGUUAUUCUUUUGACCAAAAUUUAUUCCAUUCUAAGAUUUGACUUGUAUCUACAUACUGAUUAAGACUGAAAAGAAAUGAUAAUCCCUGUCCUUUUAAAUCCUAACAUUUUAUGCUUCACAUUAUAAAAGGAUUAUAUGAUUAUAUCUAAAUCAUGACAAUGUUCUCAUGAUAUAGAUUAGGCCCUAUAUCUAAGUCAUGAUAAUGUUCUUGUAACAUUGUAGUUUUGUAAAGAUUUUUUUUUUUGACAUACAUAAGUGUGGCUUUUGAAUUAUAACUUGCAUUAGUUUUUUUAAAUAUUGAUCAUUUUUAUUUUACAAAGCUUGUUGCAAUUGUUUUAUUGCUAUCAAUCUAAUAAUACAAACAAAUAUUUUCCAUAGUGUUUGAAGAAAAAUGUUAAUGACAAGCACAAAAUGAAAUAAAAUAUUUUUUUCUCUCAAUUUAUAAAUAGUUCUAAUAAAUAAAUAAAAGAUUUUUAUUACAAAUAAUACAAUCUUGUUAUUUUUUGUCAUAAAAAAGUAUCAUUUAUUAAUACAAAAAUUAGCUAGAGCAUUUGUAGGUAGUAGUAGUCAUGACAGACAUUCAUUCACUGCCUAGUAGUAACUGGAUCUAAACACUGCCUUUAUGCCAUAGUUUCUUGUGCUUAAACACUUUGUUGUAAGGAUUAUUUUAUAGAUUUGCCAAAC